UGGCCCUCGGAUCAACUGUUUUGAUCCGAUCUGGCCCCCCUGACAAAGGAAGACUUUUUUUGCACAUAUCACACAUAUCUGACUCUAUAUAGUGAGAAGGAGUCUCGCUCUGAACUGCGCGAGGAGUUGAGCCCACCGAGCAGGUGACCGUUUGCGCGCUGCAGGUUUUGCGCUUUGGACAAUGCUUGCAAUUAGUGGUGGGAAUCUAUCUAUUAUCAUCGUUUCAGCCUUAAAAGAAAGUGUGCGUGGAUUUUUAACUGCAGGCGUCUUCUGAAGCAUCAUCACACAUCAAAUCGGUCAUUUAUUUGUCAAAGCUGUGGAGGAGUCUUGUUGGAGUUGGACCCUCUGGCGCUUGUUUGGCCAAAGUGCUUUCGCUCUCCAGCUCAGCUUCUUUUUUUGUUUCUUAAGUUCAAAAAAAGUGCACCGCAGGACAGGGUUUUAAAUGUUCGGGAUCGGGGAGCAUCUGAUACGAGAAGUGAGCGGAUUAAAAGAGAGGAGUCUUGCAGAGGAGAUGGAUCCGAUCCGGUCGUGGGUGCGUAAUGUUGGAGUCGUGGAUGCGAACGUAGCUGCUCAAAGUGGAGUAGCUCUGUCCAGAGCUCAUUUUGAGAAGCAGCCGCCCUCGAAUCUCCGCAAGUCCAACUUCUUCCACUUUGUCCUGGCGCUCUACGACAGACACGGCCAACCUGUGGAGGUGGAGAGGACUGCCUUUGUGGACUUUGUUGAACAUGACAAGGAGCAGACGGGAGAAAAGACCAACAACGGUACGCACUACAAGCUGCAGCUCCUCUACAGCAACGGGGUUCGCACGGAGCAGGAUCUUUACGCACGACUCAUCGACUCCGUCACUAAACAGCCCAUAGCGUACGAAGGACAAAACAAGAAUCCAGAAAUGUGCAGAGUUCUGCUCACACACGAGGUUAUGUGCAGCCGCUGUUGUGAGAAGAAAAGUUGUGGCAACCGAAACGAGACGCCCUCUGACCCGGUCAUCAUUGACAGGUUUUUCUUGAAGUUUUUCCUGAAAUGUAACCAGAAUUGUCUGAAGACGGCGGGAAACCCGAGGGAUAUGAGGAGAUUUCAGGUGGUCUUGUCCACCACUGUGUGCGUAGACGGCCACGUCCUAGCCGUGUCCGACAACAUGUUCGUCCACAACAACUCCAAACACGGUCGGAGGGCCCGCAGACUGGAGCCAGGAGAGUCUGUGGAGAAUUCUAUGGAAUAUGCCACCCCGUGUAUCAAAGCCAUCAGUCCCAGUGAGGGCUGGACCACCGGCGGCGCCAUGGUCAUCGUCAUCGGGGAGAACUUCUUUGACGGGCUGCAGGUGGUGUUUGGCAGCAUGCUCGUGUGGAGCGAGCUGAUCACGCCGCACGCUAUCCGUGUCCAGACGCCUCCUCGACACAUCCCCGGGGUCGUGGAGGUCACACUGUCAUAUAAAUCCAAACAGUUCUGCAAGGGAGCGCCCGGACGCUUCAUCUACACAGCCCUAAAUGAGCCAACUAUAGACUACGGUUUCCAGCGCCUUCAAAAGGUCAUUCCUCGACAUCCUGGUGACCCAGAGAAACUAGCCAAGGAGAUCCUCCUGAAGAGAGCGGCAGAUCUUGUGGAGGCCCUGUACGGAAAUCCACACAGUAAUCAGGAUAUGCUGCUGAAACGUGCGGCCGACAUCGCCGAGGCGCUCUACAGCGUUCCCCGUCCUCACAGUCAGCUGCAGGCACUGCCCAGCUCGCCAGCCCACGGCAGCGUCAUGGGCCUGGGCUCCUAUCCCUCCCAGUUAGGCGUCAGCAUCGGGGAUCACGGACAGAGCAGCCAAGGUUACAUUAGAAAUUCCAGCAGUUUGUCUCCGAGGGGUUACCCAUCAGCCUCCACUCCUCAGCAGUCGAGCUACGGGGGCAGCGGAGGGAUGACCGGAGGCUAUGGGACGGUUCCCAUGACCAGUCUAGGAGUACCUGGCUCUCCUGGUUUCAGCAGCGCCUCCCCCACAGGCUCUCCCUACAUAAUGCCAUCCAGCCCCACCAUACCAGGAAGCUCCAGCUCCUCAUCGUCCCUCUUGCCUUUCUCCUCCUUCCCGUCUGCUGCUAAACAGAAGAGUGCUUUUGCUCCCGUCCUCAGGCCCCAGGGCUCCCCCUCCCCGGCCUGCCCCGCCUCAGGGGGGAACAGCUUCAGAGGUAGCCAUCCAACUCACUAUCUGACCCCCCUGUCUGAACUCACCAAUGCAGUCUAACCCCCUUCUACUAACCGCUCGCAAGCUUUGACUCAACAAGACAGAAAAAAAAAGUUGCUGGAUGUACAAUAAUGCAAGAACCUGAUUGAUUAGAAUCAUAGAUUUUGUAUAUUUUUUUCUCUCCAGCGAUGACGGGCCUGGUUGUUCCCCCGAUGUAGCAAAGCACCCCAAUCUACCCCCGACCACUGCUUCACUUAGCCCCUCCUUUGGCAUUAAGAGGGAAGGGAGAAUGGAAAAUUUAUCACUAGCGACCAUGUAUAACUUUCCCUUCCUGAGCCCCCCACCCCCCACUGCCCCCUCGCCAUUUCUCAGUCCCUUUUUCAUCCAGGUGGAUGAAAAGGACGGGGUACAAAAAUGUCCAAAGACCAGCCAUCUACUCCAGAGGCACAGCACAUAACUUCACCCACAACUACAGCUCCUUAUAGCUAACAGCACCAGACUGGACCAUGUAUCGCUGUGUGUGUGUGUGUGUGUGUCAUGAAGCAUUUUGAAAGGAAACAAAAGGAAAGCUUCAAAAGCACCUGUAUUUACCUCUGGCCUGCUAUCACAUGCAGUAUCUGAUUCUUCCAACAACCUGCCCGAACCUGGGCCAGAGACAAGAGCACUGACGGACAACUCUGAUAUUAAUGUUGCAGCUCUAAGGAGAAGCAGGGUGCUAUUUGUCUGUGUAUGGACACCUUAAAUGGCAUGUGUGUACACUGUCUGUGAGUUAGCAAGUUUUUUUUUGUAGUAGACUUUUUGAAGACAAUUUACAUUCCAGAAAAAUAGACCCUUUAUUUUUUGUUCUGAUCUCUACGGUUUUACAAGGGAGGACUCUUUGUCUCGAGGGUUAUUACUAAAGGAAUUCAUAUAUUGAUUUAUUUAAGAACAAGCAAUUUAACUUAUUAUAGGUAGUUUAGGGAAUAAUAUAAACGUGUUUUUAUAAAGUGGUCCUUUUCCAGCUGUUACUGAAAUGAAGUUAUCUCAACAAUUGCUAAUUAAUUUGCUAAAUGAUCACAGGGAAUUGUGGUGGAGAAGAUGAACUCUAGCACACUUUUUUUGGAAUAAAACGUCCCCAGAUUUCAGGUUCUUGCAUAACGAAAUCUUAAUGUUAUGCAUCUAAAGAAGGUUAUUGUCCUUGUGUAAAGGAAAAAUGUUAGUUAGCCUUAUCCAUUUUAAUUUCACUUAUAAUGCAUGCCUUGUCACACCAAUGCCCUGAUAUUAUUUCAUUCCACAUUGCAAAUUUGAAUUUACUAUAUAGAUUUUGCAGUUUCAUUUUAAAUGUCUCAACCCAGUACAGGUCUCUAGUCACUAUGCAGUACAGUAAAUGAAAGCACAAACUGCUCAGUUGAAAAGAACGGGGCAUAUUAGGUGUUCAUGAACCCAUAUCAUUGAUUUCUGUCAUCAUCACGACACAAACUUCAUUCUCAGGACGUGAAAACAAAGAACACAAAGAGUAGAAGACAUUUGCAAAUUUGUUUUUUUUUUAGAGUUUGGUUAAUUUUAUUUAUUUAAAAAAAUAUUAGCAAUUUAAUAUUAUGUUUUUUUGAAGCAUCUUUCUUUGAAACGGUACACAAAAUGGUGCAAAUGUGAUUUGUAUAUCUCAAGGUGUAAUUAUAUUUUGUGCUCCAAAUAAAACAAAUAAGAA
This is a messenger RNA of Sebastes umbrosus (honeycomb rockfish), 3845 nucleotides long. It is a transcript of the gene ebf2, whose product is annotated as EBF transcription factor 2. The record is from RefSeq and is a predicted model, not a curated record. The coding region runs from base 443 to 2218 and encodes 591 amino acids. The transcript is spliced from 15 exons. NCBI's taxonomy places the organism in Eukaryota, Metazoa, Chordata, Actinopteri, Perciformes, Sebastidae. Gene Ontology annotation, molecular function: DNA-binding transcription factor activity, RNA polymerase II-specific; RNA polymerase II cis-regulatory region sequence-specific DNA binding. Gene Ontology annotation, biological process: regulation of transcription by RNA polymerase II.